AUGUUUGAGUCACUCGUAGCAAACUUGGUAAAUCGUUUCUUGGGAUCUUAUUUGGAAAAUUUCGACACAAACCAGUUAAACAUUGGAAUAUGGAGUGGAGAUGUUAAAUUGAGAAAUUUGCGUCUAAGGAAAGAGAGUCUUGAUAAAUUCAAAUUACCAGUAGAUGUUAAAUUUGGUCAAUUGGGGCAAUUGACUUUACAAAUUCCAUGGUCAAACUUAAAAGGGAAACCAGUUAGAGUUAUUAUCGAAGAUGUCUAUUUAUUGGUAUCACCUAAAAUUAUUCAAGAUUAUGAUUUAGAAGAGGAGGAAUUGAGACUGCAAGCGGUAAAAAAGGAAAAAUUGGCUCAGUUAGAAACAUUUUUGGAUGCAAAAUCACAAGAGUUGGGUACCGAUUUAGAGAAUGAAACCUUUGUUGAAUCCUUAGUAACCAAAAUAGUGGAUAACCUCCAAGUCACUAUAAAGAACAUACAUUUAAAGUAUGAGGAUGAUUCUGUUUUAACCGAGACUCCAUAUUCGAUAGGAUUUACUUUGGAUGAAUUGUCAGCAGUUUCAACAGACGAGGAUUGGGUACCUUCCUUUAUCAAUAUUACCCAAUCGCUUACAAGGAAAUUAUUGACUUUGAAGAACCUUUCUUGUUACAUGGAUACUCAGGGGACUGAGUUGUAUUCAAAUCUCAAUCGUGAAGAAAUGCAUGAUGCUUUCCAAAAAACGUUGACUGACAUAGAAUAUUUAUUAAAACCCGUCACCGGUAAUGGUAAGUUGACAGUUAAUAAGACUGGAACAACCGCAUCUAUCCCGCAUAUUGAUACAGACUUAUUUUUUGAGGAAUUUGGAGUUGAAUUGAAUUCCCAACAAUAUCAAAAUUUGUUGUGGACUGCAUCCAAAUUUCACUGGUUUAUGAAAACUGAAAAAUUUAGAAAAUUUCGUCCUAAAAUUGCACCCAGUGAAUCUCCAAAGGAAUGGUUUCAAUAUGCAGCCAAGGCUGUGUUAGAUGAAAUACACGAAAGAAAUUAUAAGUGGAGUUGGGCAUACUUUGAGAAAAGACGAGACCAGAGAAAGGAAUAUAUCAAAUUAUGGAAAUUAAAAUUAGAAAACAAAAUGUCGCCUGAGCAACAAAAAUCACUUGAUGAUUUGGAAUGGGACUUACCUUAUGAAGAUAUAAAACUAUAUCGUUCAUUCACUAGAAAUGAAUUGAAGAAAGAAAAGAAGAAUAUUUCUACCUUGUACGACACUGAGAGUAAAUCUGCCAAUGAUGCCCAAUCUACUGGUGGCGGUGGCUGGCUUUCAAGCUGGUGGGGUGGGUCCAAACAGCUGAAUGAGAGCAAAGAAAAACUGAAUAACGAAUCCCAAUCUAGUGAAAAAAUUGAUCUUUCUUUGAGUGAUGAACAACGGAAAGCACUUUAUGAUGCUAUUGAUUAUGAUGAGAAUGCCGAUGCAGUAACAGUGGAUAUUCCCGGAGAAUGGGUGAAGAUGCAAGUCACAAUGCAUUUAAACAAGGGGGGGUUUACUAUCAAGCGCAACAAGACAACUACUUUAGGCGAAAUUGUUUUUGAAGGCUGUAAAACACAGUUUUAUGAGCGCCCAGAUUCAUUUCUCGCUAGUUUCCAGAUGGAGGAGUUUAGAAUUGAAGACAACACCGAUACAUCUCUAUACAAACAUAUAGUUAGUGUCAAGCAAGAUGAAGAAAACCACCAAGGUGAUAGCUUUGAAAAGCCCUUUUUGCAGUUAUCGUUUGAAAACAAUCCAUUGGAUCAAGAAGCAGACUCAAUUCUUGUUGGAAAAUUGAAAUCGAUGACUAUUUAUUACAACCCCAAGUUCAUAGAAGAAAUUAUCAAAUUUUUCACGCCACCUAAAAUUCAUUUAGAUACCGUGGGAGCAAUUAUGAAUGCAGCGGAGUCAACUGUCGAAGGAUUGACUACUCAGACUAGAAUGGGGUUAGAAUAUGCAUUGGAAGAGCACAAAACAAUAAAUGUCAAGUUGGAUUUACAAACACCUUUGAUAAUUCUACCACUUGAUCCUGCUAGUGUGAAGUCCCCAGUAGCUAUUCUUGAUGCAGGGCAUAUAAGUGUAAUCAGCGAUUUAGUUGAUAAAUCAAAAAUUAAAGAAUACAAGGAGAAACAGCAAUACUCUGCUGAGGAUUGGGAGAGUUUGAAAAACUUGAUGUAUGAUCAAUUCCAUGUGAAUCUUGAAGACGCAAGAUUUUUAGUGGGACACAAUAUCAAAACCACAAUGGAGCAGUUGUAUUCCACCGAUAGAUCAACAUAUGUUUUAGAUACAUUCAAUUUGGGUUUACUUUUAGGUAUUUCUAUUAUUCCAGAUGCCCAAAACUUGGCUAGAAUAAGAAUACGUGGAGAUGUCCCCAAGGUUGCCUUAGCCAUUAAUGAUUUCCAGUAUAAGACUUUAAUGCAGAUUAUAGAUGUGGCAAUUCCCAACACAGAUUUUGAAAGUUCGGAUUCUUCCAGUAUUUUUAAUGCAUUUGGUAACAACAGGGGUAUUGAGGAUGUUGAUAUUGAAGAUUCUACCCAACCGAUCAGUAAGCCUAAUGCUCCAACAAAUAAAGAUCAGCAUCAAUUUGAGUUUGAUUUGAAUGUUAAGUUGGUGCAGAUUUCGCUCUCUAGAUGCAUAGAUGCGGUAACAUUGCAAACGGAGCCAUUGGCGGAAAUUGUUGGUGAGUCCAUGGCAUUGAAUUUCUACAAAACCCUUGCCGACAUGUAUUUAACAUUAAGUGUUUUUGACAUCAGCUUAUUGGAUCACAUUGAAAAAUCAGGAGUGCCAGAGUUUCAAAAGUUAGUAUCGUCAAAUAGUGAAGGUGAAAAGAAGAACUUGCUUGAAAUGAAAUACUCACGAAAGCAAAGGUUGGUUAUGUUUAAAAAUAAAGAGAUCGAGGUAUUCGACCAAGAUGUCGAUAUGCAAAUUGCUGUUGUCAAAUUCGUGGUUACAAGAAAAUCUUACUUGAGCUUGUUGAAUUUUGUGUUAAAUACUUUUACUGAUCCAAACGCACCAGCAACACCAGCUGACGAGUUAAUAAAUGCCAGUUCAAGCGAAGAUACUUCACCACAGAAAAUUAAUGUCAAUGUUGCAUUAGAAAGUAUAAUUAUCGUUCUUAAUGAAGAUGGCAUCAAAUUGGCGACAUUACAGUUGAGCUCGGCUGAAGUGAAAGUGUUCUUGUUACCGGAUACAAUGGAUAUACAAGGUAAACUUGGAGCAUUUGCAUUGCAUGAUGAAGUAAACCAAGGCUCUCCCAGAGAUUCGUUGAUUAGAAAUCUUAUUCACAUUGAUGGUGACAAUUUGGCUCAGUUUUCUUAUAAGGCUUACGAUAAUGUCACUCAAAAUAAACCAUCAGUUGUGGAAUUUGAAACAGGUGCUAUCACAAUAAAUUUUAUCGAGGCAUCAUUCAAUAGAAUAUUGGCGUAUUUAAGUCAGUUCCUUAAAAUGAAGGCAAUCUAUGAUAGUGCACGUCAAGCUGCCAUCAAUCAGUCUGCCCAAUUACCUGCUCAAUUAUUGUUUAAUGUUUUAAUCCAUGCACCUACAAUCGUUUUUCCAUUUGUAAAUCAUAAUACUAACAAGUUAGUGGCCAAUUUGGGAGAGAUUUAUGCCCAUAAUCAAUACAAAGAUUCAAGUAAUACGAUACAAGUUGGUAUUCGUAAUGUUAAUGUUAUGUCACAUUUGGAGUUUGAAAAUGAUAUAAAACAAGAUCUGCAUAUGGUAGAUGAUUUGGAUAUUUCCUUUGAUAUAGCAUAUUCAGAGAAAUACGUUAAAGACGUACCAACGUUUGUGGUACGUGGCAAGAUGCCCGAGUUAGAUUUGCAUCUAACUGAAAUUCAAUUAAAAAUGUUGACACAGCUCUCUGAUUCUGUGAACAGAGCCUUUACGUUUGAUGACUCAGAUUCUAAUUUACAGGAUGUUGAAGAAGAUGCUGUUUAUGCGAACGAAGUUCUCAGACACAACACUCAAAUGAUACAUGCUGAAUCACCCCAACAGCCAGCAGCAAUAGUUUCUCCUGAUACCGAGGAUACCGAUAUCCCUGGAAAUCAUAAAAUGGUUGACUUAAAGUUUGACGUUCCUCGAGUAGCUUUGACUAUUUACAAUGGAACUUCGAGUACUGCUACGUUGAAAGAUUACUCAUUGUCUUCUUUUACAAUGAACAAAUUUAUUUGCGAAUUUGAUAUGUUGCACGAUGGGCACUUUAAUGCCAAUGUUAAAAUCAAGUCAUUUGUUGUCAAAGAUACCAGAGUUAAUACAGAUAGCAAAUUCCCUGUGAUCAUUCCUAGCGUUGAUGGUGUUGAUAACCAAUUCACGUUGUUAGUUACGACCGAAGGUCCUGCAGAAAGUAGGAAUAUAACUGCUAUGUUAACAAUCGAGAAACCCCAAACAAUAUUAGCACUCGACUACUUGUUCGAAGUACAACUGUUUAUAAACAAGGCAAUUGAACAAGAAGCAUCGCCACCUUUUGCUGAGAGGCCAAGACAACAGUCUAGAACGUCUAUUACAACAAGUUCUGCAAAAAUUCUAAACACUGAAACUACUAAACCGGAAAACCUGAGUUCAAGCAAGGUAGGGUUUUCACUCAAUAUAAUCGAGCCAUCUGUUCUUUUACUUGCAGAUGAUACCCGAGAAAAUACUGAAGCAGUUGUGUUCAAAGUUGGACAAAUUUUAGUUACUCAACAGAAUGUAAUCUCGUUAGCUGCAAAUAACAUUGGAAUGUAUUUGAUGGAUAUGAACGAGCAGGAUACUUCUCGGUAUAGAAUUAUUGAUGAUUUUUCCAUAUCUUUUGCACAUGAUUCCCGUGGCUCUACCGCCACCAAGUUCUUGACAAACAUUCAAGCAUCCAUAGAUCCAUUAAUUGUAAGAGUUUCGUUGAGAGAUAUUCGACUUGCAUUGGGUAUAUUCAAUAGAGCCAAUGAGCUAUACAUGAAGCACCAAGGUGUUGUAGAGGAUACAUCGAAUUCAGAAGAGUUUCAGUUUUCAAAGAAUUUCAAAAAGAGGCUUUCACAAUACGCUCCGAGUGUACUUUCAACAUAUUCCGAUGAUUCUGAUUAUGAGGCUCCUCGAAUUCCAGAAGGUGUUGCUAUUGUGAAAGGUGAAGAGAUGAAUGCCAAUUUUGGUGGUUUGAGAUUUGUUUUGAUUGGUGAUGUAUCAGAAUUGCCUGUCCUUGAUAUGAAAAUCAAACCUUUUGAAGCACGAGCAAUUAACUGGUCCACGGAUCUUAAUGCUGAGGUACAUAUUGAGCAUUAUAUAAAUAUAUUCAAUUAUGCACGAUCAUCUUGGGAGCCAUUGGUUGAAAGUUGGCCAAUAGCAGUUUACAUGUCAAAAUCCCGACACCCAAAGCCUCAAUUAUUAGUAGAGGUGAUUUCUAGACAGGUAGCUCAAGUGACGCUUACAUCCAAAGCAGUAGCAUUGCUAUCUCAAGUAUCCGAUUUGAUUACUUCCAGAGAAAAAUUAAAACCAAGAGGUGAAGAUUACCCAUACGUGAUAGUGAAUGAGACUGGUUUAGAUUUGGAAGUUUGGAAUGAUGCAAAUGAAUUCGAAACCAAAACUGGAAUCAAAUCAUGGGAUUCUAAACCUUGGAGCUUUGAGGACUGGAGAUCCAUCCGUGAAAACUUGGAUGCGGAUGAUGCUAGUACAUUGGGAAUCAGAUUUGUUGAUAGUGAGUACCAGAAUAUUGUCAGAGUAUCAGCGUCUAGUGUUGGAGAGGAGUUGUAUAUUAUGCAACCUCCCGUCUGUGGAGUUCAUAAUAGAUUAUCGGUUGAUAUUAUGCUAAGAGAGGAUAAUGUCAAAGUUAUUAGAUUGAGAUCAACAGUUAUGAUAGAGAAUGACGCUGAUAUACCUAUCAUUAUUGACAUCAGCGAUACAAGAGGGGAUAAAGAAUUGUGCAUUGGGUCUAAGGAAACGAAGUCUUUACCUAUUGAUUUGGUUUAUGGAGGGAAAUUGAAGAUUAAACCAGAGACCAAUAUUUCAUACGGUUGGUCUGAAGAGCAACUAUACUGGAAGGAUGCUAUGAAAGGUUGUAUUGCACUAAGUUGUCGUGCAACAAGUAAAGACGAUAAGUCUGUUUAUUAUUUUCAAGCAGAGGCAGUAUAUGACAAAGAGGAACCUUUGGCCAAUGUGUACCCACAUAUGAAAUUAGUGGUGUCUGCACCAUUAGAAAUUGAGAACUUGCUUCCAUUUGAUUUCAAGUAUAGAUUAUAUGAUAAACAUGCAAGGAAAGAUUGGACAGGCAGAGUAGAGAAAGGUGUCAAGAGUUAUGUUCAUGUUGUUAAUUUGGAGAGCUUACUACUUCUUAGUGUUGAACCCGUGAACACCAGCUUUAAGAAAUCGGAAUUUGCUGUAAUAAAUCAUCCCAAGAAAAGUGAAUUUGAAAGAGAAAAUACAAUUACAUUACAAGAUGUUAACAACAGGAUACUCAAGUUGAGGAUAUAUUACCCUAGAAAAAAGUCAGAUAGUACAAGUUUAAAAGUUGUGAUUUAUUCCCCAUAUAUUAUUUUGAAUCGAUCGAAUUUGAAUUUAGCUAUCAGCGAGCGAGGUAACACUAUUGAACUGCUUGGUAGGUCUGAUGAAGAACGCAAGAUUACACCUGUUAUGUUUUCAUUUGAGAAGCAUGGUGACACCAAGAAUCGAGCAAUCAUAAGAGCCGAAGAUUCGAUUUGGUCUCAGCCUAUGAGUUUUGAUGCUCUUGGGCAAUCGAAUGAAGUCAAAUUACAGAUUACGGGGAAACAAAUGGAAAUUGAUCUUGGUGUCACAGUUUCAGAAGGAGAAGGCAAAUACAAUUUAACUAAGGUUAUAAGCAUUACUCCGAGAUAUAUCUUUGUCAAUAAGCUAGAAGAAGAGUUGCAGAUUGUGGAAGUUGGCACCACAAAACAUUUGUCUAUAAAGUCUGGUGGAUCGUUGCCCCUUUAUGGUUUGCGCAUGCUAGAGAAAAAGAAUUUGAUGAUGAAGUUCCCACAAGCAUCAGGAUCAAUGUCUUGGUCACAGCCAUUCUGUAUUAAUGAUGUUGGACAAAUGUUUGUGAAAGUACUUAAAAAGGAUGUGGGACAAGUAUUGGUGAAAGCCACGAUAAUGCUAGAAGAUGCAACCGUGUUUAUUCAUAUAGAAAAUGGUAAUGAUCAAUGGCCAUUUUCUAUUCGAAACUUUACUAAUGAAGAGUUCUAUAUUUACCAGAACGAUCCAAAUAUUAAUGCCAAUGGUGAAGUUGUAAAAAGUGAAACACCAUAUAAACCAAUCUAUUACAAGGUUCCACCAAAAAGUGUAAUGCCGUAUGCAUAUGAUUAUCCGAAUGCUAUUAUCAAGGAAAUAAUCAUUAGAUCACAUGGACGAGAGCGUGCGGUAAGUUUGGCAGAAAUUGGUAACUUGAAGCCCUUUAGACUUCCUGCUACAAAUGACAAGGAACAGAGAAUUGUUGACCUCAAUGUUGUUGCUGAUGGACCUACACAAUCCUUGGUUAUUUCAAAUUAUGACCCAUCCAGUAGUCUAUACCAGAUAAAAGGUGGUUCGACUUCGUCGAGCUCAGUGGCAAAUAGUCACACUGGUCAAUUUGAAGCGGUAGAAAAUGAUGAAAAUUACCACACCAAAAUCGUUACAAAGUUUGACGGAUUUGGGGUGUCUUUGAUCAAUACAAGAGAUCAAGAAUUGUGUUAUAUAACUUUGAAAGGAUUAGAGUUUAGAUAUAAUGAGUCUAAUUUGUAUCAAAAUAUUAGUGCAAAAUUGAAAUGGAUUCAGAUUGAUAAUCAACUUUAUGGAGGCAUAUUCCCAAUUAUUUUAUACCCAAGUGUUAUUCCGAAAACCGGGAAAGAGUUGAAUAGCCAUCCAGCAUUCUCGGGAUCUAUCUGCCGUGUGAAAGAUGAUACACAUGGUGUAUUGUUCAUUAAGUAUGCUACCCUUUUGUUGCAAGAAAUGACAUUAGAGAUUGAUGAAGAUUUCCUUUUUGCAUUAUUGGAUUUUUCCAAGUUUCCAGGGGCAUCAUGGAACAAGCAACAUGUAGACAGGCUAUGUGAUGACAACUUGAAUAUACCCGAGCCAGCUAAGCUUAGCGACACCAGCGAUAUAUAUUUUGAAGCAUUACAUUUACAACCACUUCAAGCAAACUUAUCAUUUGUGCGAACCGAAAGGGUCAAUGCAGAGGAUAAGGGUUCAUCCCAAAACACAUUGAUGUUUUUCGUUAAUAUUUUGACAAUGGCAAUCGGAAAUAUAAAUGAUGCACCAAUAAAGUUAAAUGCUUUGUUUAUUGAAAAUAUAAGGGUACCGAUCCCAAUUUUGGCUGAUUCAAUUCAAACACAUUAUAGCCAAGCCUUUUUCUAUCAGCUUCAUAAUAUCAUUGGAUCAGCUGACUUUUUGGGGAAUCCAGUGGGUUUGUUUAAUUUGCUUUCUUCGGGUGUCAUUGAUAUAUUUUAUGAACCUUACCAAGGAUUUGUUUUGAAUGACCGUCCGCAAGAGUUAGGGAUUGGUAUUGCUAAGGGUGGAUUGAGUUUUGUUAAGAAGUCUGUUUUUGGAUUUUCCGAUUCUAUUUCGAAGGUAACUGGAUCUAUUGCUAAAGGGUUGUCGGUAGCCACUAUGGAUAAACUGUUCCAAGAACGCCGUCGUUUGAAUACAAGGAGAAACAGACCAAAACACGCAUUGUAUGGGUUCGCUACUGGUGCUAAUUCUUUUUUCGAUUCGUUGUCUUCAGGUGUUACGGGAGUGGCCACAGCUCCUAUUGAAGGGGCAAAUAGUGAUGGCGCUGCAGGAUUUUUCAAGGGGCUAGGCAAAGGAAUUAUUGGAUUGCCCACAAAAACCGCCAUUGGGUUUUUUGAUUUGGCAUCAAAUGUCAGUGAGGGAAUUCGUAAUACCACGACUGUUUUCGAUAGUGAGGGGUUAGAUAAGGUUCGAUUGCCACGAUAUGUAAACCCUAAUGGGGUUGUCAAGCCAUAUUCACAAAGAGAAGCACAAGGUCAAUUUUGGCUUAAUAAUGUGGAUGGUGGUGUCUACUAUAAUCAAAAGUAUUUGGCACAUUUGCUUUUACCAGGCGAAGAGAUUGCGGUUUUGAUUUCCUUCAAAUUGAUAAUUUUGUUUGAUAUAAAUUCAUUAUUGUCGAAAUGGGUAAUUAAGUUUGAGCAAAUCAAGUCGAUUUCAGUUGAACCUACAGGAUUGACAAUUCAGUUGAAAGCUAAAAAGGGUCCAUUCAUACCUAUUCCAGAUAGAACUAGCAGAAAUUUCUUAUAUCAGAAAAUUGGUAUUGCUGUUCAAGAAUUUAACAAGCAUUGUCAAGUAACUCUCUAG
Candida albicans SC5314 is the source of this 9252-nucleotide messenger RNA. It is a transcript of the gene VPS13, whose product is annotated as membrane morphogenesis protein. The record is from RefSeq and is a predicted model, not a curated record. The transcript has a single exon. The coding region runs from base 1 to 9252 and encodes 3083 amino acids. Gene Ontology annotation, biological process: late endosome to vacuole transport; protein targeting to vacuole; mitochondrion organization. Gene Ontology annotation, cellular component: extrinsic component of membrane. Lineage: Eukaryota; Fungi; Ascomycota; Pichiomycetes; Serinales; Debaryomycetaceae.